AUGGGAAAGCUGCUGAGCCUGCUGGCCCGGGAUGAAUCAACCUGCUGCACGCCGAAAACGUACGACGUGUUUCUCGAUUUCGAGAAUGCCGCCCCAACCGACCUGGAGCGGGAGGUGUACGAGGAGGUGGACCAUGUCCUGCGCCAGUCCGAGAUCGUCCUCGAUGAAAUCCAGUGUUACAAGGGAGCUGGCAAGGAAAUACGGGAAGCCAUCGCGGACCCAUCACCAGAGUGUCAGGAGAAGGCCUGGAACAUUGUGAUACCGCUGGUGGAGAAGCUGAAGCGAUGCUACGAACAUUCGCUCGAGCUGGAACGGAUCGUACCGAAGCUGCUUGGCCAGCUGGUCGGUGGUCGGCUUAAUCCAACGCAACAUCUCGAAACGCAGCAAGCCCUUGUGAAGCAGCUGGCAGAAAUCCUCGAGUUUGUGUUGAAAUUCGACGAAUACAAGAUGAAAACACCAGCGAUACAGAACGAUUUCAGCUACUACAGACGCAUUGCCAGCCGGCAGCGACUCGACCAGACGAACGAGAUGGUCAUCAGCACCGAGCUGGCGAAUCGGAUGUCCCUGUUUUAUGCGCACGCAACGCCCAUGCUCAAGGUCCUGAGCGAGGCGACGUCCAAGUUCGUGCAGGAUAACUCCGAUAACGUCGACAAUACGACCGAAACGCUUGGCACGAUGGCGAAGGUGUGCCUGAGGAUGCUUGAGAACCCCAAACUGUUGGCACAAAUUGAACGCGAAGAGACGCACCUGCUGCUGCUACGAGUAAUGGUCGGGCUGGUGAUACUGUACGACCACGUGCAUCCGGUUGGUGCAUUCGCACGUGGUGCCCACGUGGACGUCAAAGGAUGCGUACGGUUGCUGCAAGCGCAACCGGCCGUCAAAGCGGAACCCCUGCUGAAUGCGCUCCGCUACACGACGAAGCACCUGAACGAGGACAACACGCCGAAAAAUAUUCGUAAUCUACUCGCUGCCUAA
This is a messenger RNA of Anopheles nili, 975 nucleotides long. Its product is annotated as CYFIP-related Rac1 interactor B. The transcript has 4 exons. Lineage: Eukaryota; Metazoa; Arthropoda; Insecta; Diptera; Culicidae. Gene Ontology annotation, biological process: regulation of actin filament polymerization. Gene Ontology annotation, molecular function: small GTPase binding. The coding region runs from base 1 to 975 and encodes 324 amino acids. The record is from RefSeq and is a predicted model, not a curated record.